AGCUCACCUGGGAGACUAGCUGAGGAAGCUGAGCCUGGCUGCGGCCUCGCCCGGCAACGCGGGAGGCCCGGCGGGAGGCUGGAGGCGGCGGCGGAGGAGCCCGGCCAGCGCAAGUGUAGCCACCGCCACCUGGGUCGCCGCCGCCGCUACCUGCACCUGGCGCCCAGUCUGCGGCCAGCGCCCGGCGGACGCCACUGCCCGCCCUGCCCUGCCCUGCCCACCUGCCAGGUAUUACUAUUUAAUGACACCAUCUUGCCAGCAAAUCUAUGAUAAAAAGUAUAAGUAACAAAGGAAAUCACAACUGUUAUUUGUCAAGUAACAAGCAUUUAAUGACAGAAUGGCUCACCUAAAGCGACUAGUAAAAUUGCACAUUAAAAGACAUUACCAUAAAAAGUUCUGGAAGCUUGGUACAGUAAUCUUUUUCUUUUUAGUCGUUUUGAUUUUAAUGCAAAGAGAAGUGAGUGUCCAAUAUUCCAAUGAAGAAUCAAAAAUGGAAAAGAGCAUGAAAAACAAAAACAAAAUGUUUGAUUUAAUGCUGGAAGCUGUAAACAAUAUUAAAGAUGCAAUGCCAAAAAUGCAAAUAGGAGCACCUGUCAGGCAGAACAUUGAUGUCCAUGAGAGACCCUGUUUGCAAGGGUACUACACAGCAGCGGAAUUAAAACCCGUUCUUGACCGCCCACCUCAGGAUUCAAAUGCACCUGGUGCUUCUGGCAAGCCGUUCAAGACCUCCAACUUGAGCAUAGAAGAGCAAAAAGAGAAAGAACGCGGGGAAACAAAACACUGUUUCAAUGCUUUUGCAAGUGAUAGGAUUUCUUUACACCGCGAUCUAGGACCUGACACUCGACCACCCGAAUGUAUUGAGCAAAAAUUUAAGCGCUGCCCUCCCCUGCCUACCACCAGUGUCAUAAUAGUCUUUCAUAAUGAAGCGUGGUCCACGCUGCUUAGAACUGUCCACAGCGUGCUCUAUUCUUCACCUGCAAUACUGCUGAAGGAAAUCAUUUUGGUGGAUGAUGCUAGUGCAGAUGACUACUUGCAUGGAAAACUAGAGGAAUAUAUAAAACAAUUUUCUAUAGUAAAAAUAGUCAGACAAAAAGAACGAAAGGGUCUCAUCACUGCGCGGUUGCUUGGGGCAUCAGUAGCCACUGCCGAGACGCUCACAUUUUUAGAUGCCCACUGCGAGUGUUUCUAUGGUUGGUUGGAACCUUUGCUGGCCAGAAUAGCGGAGAAUUACACUGCGGUGGUGAGUCCAGAUAUUGCAUCCAUAGAUCUGAAUACAUUUGAGUUCAACAAGCCUUCUCCAUAUGGAAACAACCAUAACCGUGGAAAUUUUGACUGGAGCCUUUCAUUUGGCUGGGAAUCGCUUCCCGAUCAUGAGAAACAAAGAAGGAAAGAUGAAACCUACCCAAUUAAAACACCCACAUUUGCAGGUGGCCUUUUUUCUAUAUCAAAAGAAUAUUUUGAGCAUAUUGGAAGUUAUGAUGAAGAAAUGGAAAUCUGGGGAGGUGAAAAUAUAGAAAUGUCAUUCAGAGUAUGGCAAUGUGGUGGGCAGUUGGAGAUUACGCCUUGCUCUGUUGUUGGACAUGUUUUCCGCAGCAAAAGCCCUCAUAGCUUUCCAAAAGGCACGCAGGUGAUUGCGCGCAACCAAGUUCGCCUUGCAGAAGUCUGGAUGGAUGAAUACAAGGAAAUAUUCUAUAGGAGAAACUCAGAAGCAGCAAAAAUUGUUAAACAAAAAUCAUUUGGUGAUCUUUCAAAAAGAUUUGACAUUAAAAAACGCCUUCAAUGUAAAAAUUUCACAUGGUACCUGAACACUGUUUAUCCCGAAGUAUAUGUGCCAGACCUUAAUCCUGUUAUAUCUGGAUAUAUUAAGAGUGUUGGUCAGCCACUAUGUUUGGAUGUUGGUGAAAAUAACCAGGGAGGCAAGCCACUGAUUCUGUAUACAUGCCAUGGCCUCGGGGGAAACCAGUACUUUGAAUAUUCUGUUCAACAUGAGAUCCGGCACAACAUCCAGAAGGAACUAUGUCUUCAUGCUACUCAAAAUCUGGUCCAGCUGAAGGCAUGUGUCUAUAAAGGGCACAGGACAGUUGCCCCUGGAGAACAGAUAUGGGAGAUUCAGAAGGACCAACUUCUAUAUAAUCCACUCUUUAAAAUGUGCCUUUCUGCGAAUGGAGAGCAUCCAAGCUUAGUGUCAUGCAAUCCAACAGAUCUACUUCAAAAAUGGAUUUUUAGCCAAAACAAUUAAGUGUUCCUUAAAAUUAAGGAAUUGAAAAGGAGAUAUUCUUCCUCAUAAAACUGUGACUAGGCGUACACUGUAGUUGUUGAAAAUUAUGCAAAAGCAGCUAAUUAUAACUUAUUCCAAGUGCAUUUUCCUUAUUUAUGUCUUAAAAUGUCUAUGUAGUGCUGCUGCAGGAAUUCCAUAGGUUUCUGUUUCAAAGCACAAUAACUAGAAAUACCAAAGACUCUUCUGAAAUGUCCAGAGGUAGGGGAGAGAUGUUUACAGUAUGAAGAAAAUAAUUCUCCUAGUAAAGUGAUGUAUGUUUUAUACACUUGAGGAUAUGCAUAUCUACAUGCACACAUUCACAAUUUAAAAUAUUUCCCCUCAUUUGGGGGGUGACUAGAGAAAGAUUUGAUACUGUAUUUUUUUAACUCUAUAUAAGUGGAUCAGUGAAGGUCAGACAUGGGCCUUUCUGUACAAUCCAGGAAAUUUUAUAGAUCUAGAAUUUGUUCUUUUAAAAUGCUGGCAAACUUUUAUUGUCUUUGUUUACUUGUCAGUCAAAUAUUUCCUUAAACAUGAAGUUGAAUAAGGAGAGGAAUAUUUUUAACACUUAAAUUUUUGCAAAAUUUAAAAAUAUUUUUUAGUGUGAUGUGCACUCCACUGAUGAACAUGUCUUCCCGAAACAGCUUUUCUUAAGUGACCAUACUGUGUUUUCCAAGAGUAAUUUUUAAAAAUCUUUCUUUAUGUUAUUAGCUGUUAAUAAGGGUUCCUUUUUCUUUCUUCUAGUCUUAUUUUCUUAGAAAAACUCACUAAUCUUGAAUAUUUAUGAUACUGAAUUUCAAAUGCAGUAUACUUGACUCAAUGCUAAAUUUUGUUAUUGAUUAUAUAGAAGUCUUUGUAAUGGAUUUUUUUCAUCAAAAAGAAAGCCUUAUUUUUAUCUGUGUGGAAAACACAAUAAAAAGAACUGUAAACACUAUUG
This is a messenger RNA of Nannospalax galili (Upper Galilee mountains blind mole rat), 3191 nucleotides long. It is a transcript of the gene Galnt3, whose product is annotated as polypeptide N-acetylgalactosaminyltransferase 3. The coding region runs from base 338 to 2239 and encodes 633 amino acids. The record is from RefSeq and is a predicted model, not a curated record. The transcript has 11 exons. Lineage: Eukaryota; Metazoa; Chordata; Mammalia; Rodentia; Spalacidae. Gene Ontology annotation, cellular component: Golgi apparatus.